This is a messenger RNA of Paraphaeosphaeria sporulosa, 2826 nucleotides long. RefSeq lists its product as uncharacterized. Gene Ontology annotation, biological process: proteolysis. The transcript has 3 exons. Gene Ontology annotation, molecular function: serine-type peptidase activity. Bases 353 to 2728 code for a protein of 791 amino acids. The record is from RefSeq and is a predicted model, not a curated record. NCBI's taxonomy places the organism in Eukaryota, Fungi, Ascomycota, Dothideomycetes, Pleosporales, Didymosphaeriaceae.
GAUUUCGAUUGCACUACUGUACAUGUUCUAUGCAUAUAUGACCCAACCCAACGAACAUUGCCCACUCGCCACGCGAUGCUCGUUCGAUACUUGGGCCCGAGUAUCGCGAGUCGUGGUCUCACAGCUUCCUAAUCAGGCAGGAGUGCACACCGGGAGCAGGGGCCUAAUGCUAUCAAGCGACCGCCGCUGAUUUGCCCUCGUCCGGGGUCGACAAGGGUCGCUUAUGUUGCUUAUGAGGACAUGCAGAGAGCUACGAUCAAAACCGACAAAGAUAUUGCAGAAUCGUGCGUGCGUCCUGGUCUGCGGGACCAGGCUUCGUACAGGGGAGCUCGCGCCGAGCAAGAGCUAUAUAAUGACGAAUUCCUGCUCAACGGGUUCCCCACUGCUGGUGCACUUUGUCCAAUUCGCCACCAUGGUCCUUUCUCGUGCCUUCGCAGCGGCCUCGUUGGCUUCGGUCGUCGCGGCCACGCCAUUGCAGCCCCAGGCCAGGCAAUAUGCGACAAGUGCUUGCGCUGAGGUAGCAGCUUCGGUUGCCGGUCAGCCUGCGACUCCAGUCCCGUCGGUGGAUGCAAAGUUGGCGUACGACUGCAUUACCAGUGUGCCUUUGCACAAGGAUGAGGCCCUACACUUGAUUGAGGGUGUCGUGCCGUACUUCAGGUGGCAAUCCAGCACCGCGUGGCUCAAGGACCCUCCUGCAGAGUAUGCGGAGAAAAUUCAGCCUGCCACCGACGUCUGGGGUGGCUUGGAAAAGAUCAAGUCCAAGGUUGAGAGCGAGGAAUACGACAACGAGUUUGAGUUCGGCUUCGAUCUGUACACUUUGCUUCAACAAACCCAUGACGGCCACUUCGUCUAUGUGCCUGAUGUUGUGGGCACGGUCUUCAACUGGGCGCGUCCCGUUCCGCUCGUCUCCGUGUCGGCCGACGGAAAAGAGCUACCAAAGCCCUACGUCUACGCUGAUGUGCUGGCCGAGUCCUACGGCAACGCGACAUUUACGCCUUCCGCAAUUACCAAGAUCAACGGCCAGAAAGCCACCAAGUAUCUCGAGGACUGGUCACAGCGGGGCUCCCUACAGGAUCGCGACGCUCUGUACAACAAUGUCUUUUACGAGCUUGCCACAGUGUCUCUUGGUCCCACUGGCUCAGGUAUCGGAACGUUCGCUGGAAGUGGGCGUGGGAAAUGGGUUUACCCCGGCCCAGAGACUAAGCUUGAAUUCGAGAACGGCACCACCACGACUUACACCAACGUUGCACGAGUCCUUGUAAGCCUCAACGGCGUAACCGAUGGUGAAAGCUUGUACCAGAAAUAUUUCAGCAGCCAAGCCACGUCUACUAUCGCGGCAACGCCUUCCAACUCCAGUGUAGCCACCACGACCGCAUCUGCCACGCCCUCAGCAACCACAACUUCCAUUCCCGCGCCAGGCUACCCUCCACCCGUCUACAAAGAACAGCAUAACCUGAUCGGUGGAUACUUCCUGGAAGAUGACUACUCCGACAUCGCCGUGCUCUCAGUUCCUUCGUUCGUGUCUAUAGAAUCCGCAGAAGUCGACUUCCAACAGGUUACUGAGAAAUUCAUCGUAGCGGCUAAGGCAGCUGGGAAGACCAAGCUCGUAAUCGAUCUCUCUGCCAACGGCGGUGGUACGAUUCUUCAAGGUUACGACCUAUACAAACAGCUCUUCCCUAAGGGCAUUGGCCACGCCGCUUUCGAUCGUUACCGCGCGCACGAAAGUACAAAGCUACUGGCAGAGUACAGUUCUCGCCUUGCUGACGUCCUGCCUCGCGAACUCGUCGAUCCAGAUGUUAACGAGACCAAAUACGCAUUAGAGUCCGACGUCAUCGCGUCCCCCUCCAACUAUCUCUCUGACCUCAACGCGUCCGACCUGAACUUCCCCAGCUGGGAAGCAAAGUUCGGCCCGUUCGAACACCACGGCGACAAAUUCUCCAACCUCUUCCACUGGAACCUUUCCGACGUGCUCACGCCGUACAACAGCGGGGGCAUCUGGGUCCACGGCUACGGUGAGCUCGCAAACUACACGUCCGUGCCGCAGCCCUUCGCCAACGAGGAUAUCGUUGUAGUAACCGACGGCUACUGCGCAUCCACCUGCACCAUUUUCUCAGAGCUGAUGCGCCAGCGCCAAGGCAUCAAGUACAUCUCGCUUGGGGGCCGCGCAAUCAAGGGAAUCACACAGGCGGUCGGCGGCAUCAAGGGCACCAACAACUACCCCUGGACGUACAUUCAGUACCUCGCGGAGCUCACCAUCACGAACCUGACGGCCAGCGCGGAGGAAGCAACCAAGCUCAACGCCACCGAGCUCGGCGACUACUGGGACAAUGUCGUCUUCGAGCGCCAGGCGCCUGGCACCAGCGUCAAUGUAAAUUUCCGCGACGGCAUCCGCGACACUGACGAAACCGAGACGCCGCUGCAGUUCGUGUACGAGCCGGCCGACUGCCGCAUCUUGUACACCAAGGCGAUGACGGUGGACGUGACGGCGAUCUGGAAGGCGGUUGCGGAUUCGGCGUUUGGGGGUGAGAGUCACUGCGUUGCGGGGAGCCUUGGGGGAUACAGGACCGGUGGUCGCAGGGCGAAGAGGGAGUUGACGGUGCAGGAUAAGGCGAUGAGCAAGCGGAUGCAUGCGUGGAGGAGGGAGCUGCGGGCUGAGCAGUACCCGUUGGAUGUGUAUACUGAUUUGAAGGGCAUGGAUCUGACCAGGAGGGGCAUCAUGUGGCCGUGAAGAAGGUCUUACUUGAUCAUGCCCCGGCCGGUAAAAACGUAGGCCUUUCAGGACUUUGUCCUUUUAGUUAAUUCGAAAAAUGUGUCAGGCCUUCAAAA